Rana temporaria (common frog) is the source of this 1384-nucleotide messenger RNA. RefSeq names its product palmitoyltransferase ZDHHC5-A-like. The record is from RefSeq and is a predicted model, not a curated record. The transcript is spliced from 3 exons. Bases 216 to 650 code for a protein of 144 amino acids. NCBI's taxonomy places the organism in Eukaryota, Metazoa, Chordata, Amphibia, Anura, Ranidae.
GCACUGAGCACAGCGGACCCGUCCUCGUACCCCCAAGAGCGCUCAGAGUGUACAAAAGAAAAAAAACAGGCUGACAGUGUCUUGCAGGGGGACAGAGGAGGAGGAGACCGCAGGACUGGAGUGAAGGAGACGAGUGAGACCCGAGCUAGGCCGCAGCCACCGCCUGACACAGUGCCGCACACUCAGACACAGUGAGCAGCAGUGGCAGGCAGCACAUGCCACAUGGGAGCACAAACUGGUUAGAGAGGGAGACCAGCCCAUCCGUUACCCGGCUCGCAGGACAGGGAGCUAGGCCGCAGCUGCCAGUGCCACACACUCCGAGUCCCUUCAUCAUCACAGGCAGCAGGAGAGGAGACCCGCAGGUGCCACGUGCCAGCCAGACUCUGCCACCUUGUUGUGACAGGCUCAGUCCAGUCCACCACAGGCAGGAGGAGAAUCGCUCCACCACCAGCAGCCAGCAGUGCCACCACCACCACCACCACCACCACCACCACCACCAGCACCACCGUCGUCGUUAUCAUCGUAUCAUCAUUAAUCAGGUAGGAAAACUAAUAAACAUCAUCUUUCACAUUAUAUUAAAUAACUAUGUCAUGAAAGGUUUAAUGAGUUUAAGUGACAAUCACCAGACCAUACCAUUGCCAUUUAAUUAAUUAUGGUUACGUUUAUGACUGUAGGUCUGCAGUGCUGGUGCUGGUCUAGGUCUAUAUAUCUCUAUCUCUAAUCCAUUGAAUGUUCUGUCCUGACCAUUUGUCCACUUGUCCAGUGUGACUGUCUUGUCUUAGUGAUGAAUGAUGAUUGUUUGAUCACAACUUUAUUGAUACUUUUUGAGAGCAUUUAUGGUUUUGCUCAUCACUGCCCCAGCCCCACACAUGCUGCAGCUGCACUGCAAGGCAAGUGCAUUGUGUGUGGGGCAGUAAUGAUGAGCAAAACCAAAAAGCAUCAUAUUACAAUACAAACAAGGUAAGUAUGAACUUGUGAAUUGUGAAUCAAUCACCAAGACAAGACAUUCAAAUGAUGCAUAAAACCAGAAUUAAUGAAAUGGGUGGCACUGGCAUUAUGUCAUUGGGGGGGGGGAUGUUGGCGGGACAUGUUGUUGUUGUGUUAUAGCAGCCAGUUUGUGAUCUCAAAUAAUGCCAGUGUACCAGAUUGGAGAAGGAGAGAGAGUGCGAUAUAACGUGACCGGCUGUCGCUGACUCUCUGAGACUGUGACCAUUGCAAUGCCAAUGCAUUGACCAAUGACCAUGACCACCACCAGUUGAGUUGACCAACCACCGGCGGCAGACGAGAUGAGGGGCCAGGGCGCAUUUUUUCUUUUACACAUGAUGAAUAAUGAUAGUUGACACUUGACAAGUUGACAGCGACUGCGACUAACUGCGUGUGUGGG